AUGGCUCACCUGCAACCCCACGUCGAACGUCCCCUGUACCCGGCCGGGGUUCCCAGCAAGUUCGCUCCCGACGGGGCGGUUCAGGCCUUCCCAGGAAACACCAUCGUCUGUCACCUUUCCCCGUCCGAUCCUCUCUACGUCUCAAUGCAGAAGCUCAGCGACAAGCUCGCAGCCAGCAAGUUCGCCUCUUUGAUCACCCUCCUACCAGCGACGAGCGUCCACAUGACAAUGUUCGAAGGCGUGUGUGAUCAAAUUCGGAAACCUGGAUACUGGCCAUCUGAUCUACCCCUCGAAGCCCCUCUUGAGGAGUCCAAUUCUAGAUUUGAGAAAGCUCUGGGUGCAUUUGAUCUCGAAGAUGAGCAUGCGCCCCCGUACAAAAUGACGGUGAGGGGGUUUGACCCACUCGAAAUCGGCAUCGGCGUCCGGCUUGACGGGCGCACGCCGGCCGAGACGGAGCGACUCAGAUCCUUGAGGAACAGACUCGCAGACAAGCUGAAAAUCCGGCACCCGAUACACGAUGGAUAUGGCUUUCACCUCAGCGUUGCAUACCUGCUCCGACACCUGACAAGCGAGCAGAACCAAGAGCUUGAGGCUCUCCUACUCAGUCAUCUUGAGGAGAUGCCCAGGAAUUUUGAGUUGGGUGCGCCGGAAUUCUGCACAUUUGAAAACAUGUUUGCAUUCAAGCGUGUCCUCUUUCUCGGGGGAGGGUCGAAUUGA
Colletotrichum gloeosporioides is the source of this 717-nucleotide messenger RNA. RefSeq lists its product as uncharacterized. The record is from RefSeq and is a predicted model, not a curated record. The coding region runs from base 1 to 717 and encodes 238 amino acids. Lineage: Eukaryota; Fungi; Ascomycota; Sordariomycetes; Glomerellales; Glomerellaceae. The transcript has a single exon.